Molecule: messenger RNA, 2373 nt
Organism: Culicoides brevitarsis
Lineage: Eukaryota; Metazoa; Arthropoda; Insecta; Diptera; Ceratopogonidae
Exons: 7
Coding region: 46-2373 (775 amino acids)
Biological process (GO): cilium organization
Cellular component (GO): ciliary basal body
Source: RefSeq, a predicted model, not a curated record
GUAAAAAAAAAACAAAUUAACGUUAAUGAAAAAAUAAAUUGCAUAAUGUCGUCACAUUUUUCAGCCAAUCAAUUUGAUAGCGAAUAUCGCCCUCAUCGUUUAGGAAAUUGGGAAGUUCCUAAAGCAUAUCCAAAUCGCCCCGAAUCAAGAAAAGGUUGUACAACUGUAAUCGCAAACGAUCGUGGACAUUUACUUCCUACAGUACCAAGACCAAAUACAAGUCCUUGGGGAGAGUAUCGGAAUACAUGGCAAUUACCUGAUAAAAUAACAAGGGAAGUAGCUAAUCAAUUAAGUUCGCCCCAGCGAGGAGGCUCUCGAUGGAAAAGACCUGUAAGUUUUUUUGAUUAUUUUAAACCGCUCGGUUCACAAAUCCUUCUUUCUUAUUCAAGUCAAAGUGUACCAAAAAUAAACCAUGUGUCUCUGAUGCAAAUCCAGAUUUUUGUAUUCAAGGAACUCAACAUUCAAUUAUUCAGAACAACGGACAACCAAGUCAAGUAUGCUAUUUUAAUCCAUAUUCUAUCUCCAUUGGACUAUUUACCCGGCGAUAUCACAAAACCCGCUGAACAACAUUCAACUCGUCAAUUACUUGUACGUGAGAAACAACAAAAAGCUCUCGGAAAAAUUCCUAACUUUGAAUUAAAUCAACUGUAUACAGAGAAACACAAUUGUAUAGAUGAUAUAGCGCUUUUGCAAGAAAAGAAAAACUACGAGAAUCAAGAUGCUUCGCAUAUUUUAGGAACGGGCGUGCCAGAUAAUUUAGAAGCAUUACAAACAAGUGCACCUUUUGAGACAGAAAUUGGAAAAGAAGAAGAAGAUAAACACGAAUCAAGGAUGAGAAUUGAAAGACCCGUAGCAGAGAAGCCAACCGAACGAAAUGUUCCCGAGCCAAUUGUCCCAGCAUAUUGUAAUUUUUUAACAGCGCGAAAGAUGGCUCAAGAAAAUUUGGAGCACGAACCUUUGCCAGAUGCUGUAAUGGAUAUUGCUUAUAGAAAACUUCUCUCUAAAGGACAACAAUAUCCAGGUCUAGCAUUACACGUGAAUCCCAUGGCUACAGGCGUUGCAUGCAAAAAUUACAAAGCAGGACCCACUCAAUGCACUAAAUUGAGAGUUUAUCGACCAAAAACUUGUGGCGUUGUUCCUCCUAUUUUAGACAAAAACUAUAAUCGACCUCUUUCAUCAUUUCUCACAAAAGAAAAGUUAGGAUCUAUGGAUUUGGCAAUUGGAUGGGAUUAUCGUCCAAAAGAUCCACGUGAUGAACCAAAGAAACCAAAACAUAUUGAUGGAAGCAAUGGUUCAGCUGCGCCCGCUGUUUUCACUCUUGUAAAGCCUGCUCAAGGCGAAGAAGGAGAAGUAGGGCGCUCAGAAGGCGUAUUCAACAACACAUUGGGAGAAAUCGAUUUCUUUGAUCGAGAUAUUGUACGUCAAUAUAAAGAACAUCGAAAAAAGUAUGAUAAGAACAAAAAAUGUGACUGUUCUCAUAGUAGUAAUGUUAAAAACAAGAGUUAUGGAUUGCAAGAUAUAAAAAUGAAAAAUAAUCGACCAAGAACAUCAUCAAGCCAAAAGAUGAGACAAGAGUCGCAGUUGCUACAAAAAACUUAUGGAUUGCAAGACAUUGAAGUUCGACCAAAAACUUCUUCUUCUCAAAAAUGCAUAAAAGAGAUGAACUUUCUUCCUGUAAAUAGUUUACAAGAGCGUCGAUGCAAAAGUACAUCCAAUUUAUCUGAGCUCGUACAAGUAAGUGCUUCUUGUUCAUCAAAAGACAAUGAGACUGUAUAUCAAUAUCAUCAACGUCAUCAUUGCAAUAAGAAAGAAGAAGAGCCUCCACGUUUGUUCUGCCCUAAACACGAAAAGGGACAUCAUUUGUACCAUAAUCGUCGUCGUUACCGUUCAACAGAGCCCUUAAAUGUAGAUGCCGACACACAAAUGCAACAAUUGAAACAGCAAACAGAACAUUCAAAGUCAUUGGCAGACUUUAAGGAAAUGAAUAAAACACAGCGAAUGUGUCAGCAAGAUAACAAUAUCCCAUAUUUGAAAGAACUUAAACGGGAGGAAUACAAAACAGCGUUUAAAGCAGGAAUUCCAAAAAGCAAUUCAUCGGGUACUUGUACGAGUUUCGACAGCGGUAUCGAUAUGGUUUCCAACUCUAGUAGUAUUCCAUGCAUAAAAACAGCGUUGAAAAUUCCGAAACCACGAAAUCCUUUUGCAAAGAAGAAUUACUCAAUUAGCACGUUGAAUCCCCCGUUUGCUUGUUUCAAGGGAGGCGCUGGACAAGGAGGGUAUCCAGAGCAUUGGCGUCUUGCAAGUGUUUAUCAACAUGCUUAUAAACCCAUUGAGUACAGGAAGAGACCUUUGCUUCAAACGGUAUUUCAAUAA